AUGGCCAAGUUCAGGAAGCAAACCACCUUCUCACAAGAGCCCGACAUCCUCCAUGCCAUAGACGCGCGCUUCGAUGAGCUGGAGGAGACGGUGGCGCUCGCCUCCAUGGUUCCGGAGCUCCACGAGCGCUUGGCCAAGCUGGAGGAGAUGAUGACGCGGAUGUCGCAGGGCUUCCGGGGUGACUUGAAGGGCCCUCAGAUCGCCAACGAGCCGCCCCCGGCUCCCAUUGUGCCGCCGGACGACGUCGUUGGAAUGAAGGACGAGGUGGACAAUGCUGAGAAGAAGCUGCACGUGGGCAACGACACCCCGAAGUCUGAGAAGUCCACGAAAAGCCACGUCUCGAAGAUCACCGAGUUUUCCAG
Messenger RNA from Symbiodinium necroappetens, 362 nucleotides. Lineage: Eukaryota; Dinophyceae; Suessiales; Symbiodiniaceae. The record is from the annotation of a GenBank genome assembly.